CUCUUGCUGACGUCAGUACAGCCAGUAGUUUGUCCUCGCUGCUCGAGCUAGUACUGCUGGAGAUAUUCUGCGAGGAGGAGGAGGAGCUGUCAAAGUUUCCCAGAGAAGGAAAAGUCUUUAACUUAAGGAGAAAAACCCUAAAGAUUUUGUCAGUUUUGAUAAAGCGGAAUAUCGCGUGUUGUUGGAAUGGAAUGACACCUUCUCACCGGGAGCUUCAAAUACACGAUGGCAAGCCGUUUGGUGAAGUGGAUCAGUCUUACCUCUCUGCUCUGCUUGAGCUGCUGUGUUCUGGCGGAAAAGAAAGUGUGCCAGGGCAUCACCAACCGUUUAAACCUUCUGGGUUCCAAAGAGGACCACUACGUGAACAUGGUGAAGACCUACAGCAACUGCACUGUCGUCCUGGAGAACCUGGAGGUCACCUACAUGGAGGAGCACCGUGACCUUUCCUUCCUCACGUCUAUUGAAGAAGUGGGUGGCUAUGUGCUGAUAGCUCUCAACACAGCAUCCAGGAUUCCUCUGCAGAACCUGCGCAUCAUUCGAGGUCAUUCGCUCUAUGAGGGAAUGUUUGGCCUCGCGGUGCUGACCAAUUAUGAUAAAACUACAGGUCAGGGCACCAACGAGCUUCUUCUGACCAACCUGACAGAAAUUCUUAAAGGAGGUGUCAAGUUUGGGACCAACCAGCCAUGCAAUGUGGAAACAAUACAGUGGUACGAUAUUGUCAACGGUGACGACAAUCCCAAAAUGGUGCUCCCAUUGGACAUCAGCCAUCGUCGUUGUCAAAGAUGUGACUCCAGCUGUUUGAAUGGCUCAUGCUGGGCACCUGGUCGUCAAAACUGCCAGACGUUCACAAAGCUGAACUGUGCUGACCAGUGCUCUAAGAGAUGCAAAGGGGUUUCACCCGGCGACUGUUGUAAUGAGCAUUGUGCUGCGGGCUGCACAGGACCGCGGCCGACCGACUGUCUGGCCUGUCGGGACUUCCAGGACGACGGGAUGUGUAAGGACUCCUGCCCAGGCCUCAUGCGCUACGAUCCCAACCUGCACCAGCUGGUACCCAACCCACACGGAAAGUACAACUUCGGGGCCACCUGUGUCAAGAGCUGCCCACAUAACUAUGUUGUAACUGAUCAUGGAGCGUGUGUGCGGACGUGCAGUGUUAACACAUACGAGGUGGACGAGGGAGGAAUCAGGAAGUGCGCCAAGUGUGACGGACUGUGCCCAAAAGUGUGUAAUGGACUUGGAACAGGAAACCUGACUCAUACCUUAUCUAUUAAUGCCACCAACAUUGACUCCUUUAAAAACUGCACGAAAAUCAAUGGUAACAUUGCGAUCAUCCACACAUCAAUUCAUGGGGAUACAUAUACCAAAACACCAAAGAUGCAGCCUUCCCAGCUUGAAGUGUUUAAGACGGUUAAGGAAAUUACUGGAUACUUGUUGAUUCAAACGUGGCCAGAAAGCAUGAGCUCACUCAGUCCUUUUGAGAAUCUGGAGAUCGUUCGAGGACGAACUAAGCGUGGUAGCCGCAGUGUGAUUAUGGCUCAGCUCAAUAUCAACUACUUGGGCCUUCGCUCCCUCAAAGAAAUCAGCGAUGGAGACGUGGUCAUCAUUAAGAACCCGAAGCUGUGCUACACCAACAAAAGCCACUGGAAGGUGCUCUUCAAAUCAGAAAGCCAAAGUGCCACCAUAGAGGAAAAUGCAGACGCUGCCACAUGUGCGCUGUGGAACAACACUUGCGACAGGAAGUGUACCGCGGACGGCUGCUGGGGUCCCAGCCCGGACAUGUGUUUCGCCUGCCGUGAUCACAGCCGCGAUGGGAGUUGUGUUGAUUCCUGCAACAUCCUGGAGGGAGAGCUGCGGGAGGCUGUGGUGAAUAGAACCUGCAUGGAGUGUCACCCCGAGUGUCAACGCAUGAAUGGGACCGUGACCUGCAGUGCUCCUGGUUCUGGAAACUGUACUAAGUGUGCCAACUUCCAAGAUGGCCUGUUCUGCGUGUCUCGAUGUCCACAAGGCGUGCCAGGGGAGGACGACAUGCUGGUGUGGAAAUACGCAGAUGAGGCGAAAGUGUGCAGGCUAUGCCACAAAAACUGCACUCAGGGGUGCAUGGGGCCUGGUCUCCAAGGCUGCCAGGGUAAAAGCCCCUCUGGCCUUUCCAUGAUUGCGGCUGGUGUUGUCGGCGGGCUGCUGGCUGUUCUUAUUGCAGGCCUGUCUGUGUUUGUGUUGCUACGCCGACGCCACAUCAAGAGGAAGAGAACCACACGCAGACUUCUGCAAGAGAGAGAGUUGGUGGAACCUCUGACUCCAAGUGGAGAAGCACCGAACCAGGCUCUGCUGCGAAUCCUGAAGGAACUGGAAUUUAAGAAAAUCAAAGUGCUGGGUUCAGGAGCUUUUGGUACAGUUUACAAGGGCCUGUGGGUUCCAGAGGGAGAGGAUGUGAAGAUCCCGGUGGCCAUCAAGGUUUUGAGAGAGGCCACGUCACCAAAAGCAAACAAAGAGAUCCUGGAUGAGGCUUAUGUGAUGGCCAGCGUGGAAAACCCCCAUGUGUGUCGUCUGCUUGGCAUCUGUCUGACCUCCACUGUGCAGCUCGUCACACAGCUGAUGCCCUACGGCUGCCUGCUGGACUAUGUCAAAGAGAACAAGGACAAUAUCGGCUCCCAGCACCUGCUCAACUGGUGUGUGCAGAUAGCCAAGGGUAUGAACUACCUGGAGGAGCGCCGCUUAGUACACCGUGACUUGGCAGCGAGAAAUGUCCUGGUGAAGACUCCUCAACAUGUCAAGAUCACAGACUUUGGUCUGGCCAAACUCCUCAACGCAGACGAGAAGGAGUACCAUGCAGAUGGUGGAAAGGUACCAAUAAAAUGGAUGGCUCUUGAAUCUAUCCUGAACAGAACAUACACACACCAGAGUGACGUGUGGAGUUACGGCGUAACAGUUUGGGAGCUGAUGACAUUUGGGACCAAACCGUACGAUGGCAUUCCAGCCAGUGAAAUAGCUGGGGUCCUGGAGAAAGGGGAGCGACUGCCACAACCACCAAUCUGCACCAUAGAUGUCUACAUGAUCAUGGUGAAAUGUUGGAUGAUUGAUGCGGAUAGCCGACCUCGUUUCCGGGAGCUAAUAGCUGAGUUUACAAAAAUGGCUCGGGAUCCUUCACGAUAUCUGGUCAUUCAGGGCGAUGACCGCAUGCACCUACCGAGUCCCGUCGACACUAAACUGUACCGCAGCCUGAUCAGCGGGGAUGGCAUGGAGGACGCUGUGGAUGCAGACGAGUACCUGGUGCCACAACAUGGCUUCUUCAGCAGCCCGAGCACCUCCAUCACCCCGCUGCUUCACUCCACUAGUCUCAACAGUAGCAUUGGAACAUGCCACAGCAGAAAUGGCUUAAUGAAUGGAUUCCCGAGCAGAGAUGGAAGCAUGGUACUCCGAUAUAUUCCUGACCCCACAGAAAAACUUUUAGACGAGGCCUUCCUGCCUUCUCCAGACUACAUGAACCAGAACGAAGUCUCAGACGUGAUGAAUCCCAUCUACCAGCACCCGGGUCUGCCUCGCACCAUCCUUCCCACCAUCUCAUCAGACGACACGGAGACGGAGUACCUGAACUGCUUUAGAAAGGAUGCCAACGGACCCGAGUACCUCAAUGAGAUCCCGUCCCCCGCCAUCCUCCCGCUCACCUCCAACGGCACGGUCCACAGCGUUCAGAAAUACCAGCCCCAGAAUAGCAUAGACAACCCUGAUUACCAACAGGAUUUCAUUCCCACCUUCAAGACCCACGCCAACGGACACAUCCCAGUGGCGGAGAACGUAGAGUAUCUGGGCCCAGACUGAGGACUGAGUGGAUACAGACAAUAAAUAUCCUGUUCCAUUAGGAAGGGCCGUUGAUGUCUUGGCUCGGAAAGCAUAGCUAAGUGGUACCAUCAAUUGUCAUAUAUGUCUUACGGAGUCAAGUGACUCUUGGUGGAGCUUUCCGUUAUGUCUGCAUGCAGAUGUACUUGUCACGCAAAAAAAAAACCCCUCUCAUUCCAAAGAGUUUCUUACCACCAAUCUACAAAGGACUUUUUCUUGACGAAAGCUGGACUCGUACAUGACUCAGUUGACCUGAGAGCUUCUAGACCUGAUGCGCUUCGUUCAUACGUUGUAACCCCCCCCCUCAGAAAGUGAAAAUCUCUUCUGAAAAUCUCUCUAAAAGUAAUGCACACAAUUGCUGUAUGUGAUCCCAAUGUGUGAGUGGAGGACUGCUGUAAAAAGGAGGCAGAAGUUCCUACUGCAAACAACAGAAACUGGCAGCUCAGCCCUAAACGCAACCUAAGGUACAUGUGUUGGAGAAUCACAAGUUUGUCAAUCAGUCAACGGUAUUGACGUGUUGGAACACGAGGGACACAGUGGUGCGCUCACUCGACACUGAUGUGAAGGCUUAGAGCAUUUCUCAGUGGUGAAGUUAAGACGAUUAAAAGGGAGUUUUUAAGAGUAAAACGCUGGCUCGACUUUUGGGGUCCUCGGAGGCCUGACGACACUCGUCCUGUGGGAUGAGUCAACGAGGAAACGCAAUGUAUAGAAUGUAUAGUCAGUUUAAAGGGGAAUACUGGUGAAUUGUUUAAAUGUGUUACUUUUAUGGCCUAAGACUGUUCUGUAUGUAUUAUAACCUGGGUGCUUCCUUUCUUAGACGGAAACAGAAGAGUGUGAUAUCACACUAGCUCUGUGGAGAAUGUAAUGGUACAUAUAGCAACUAGGAUUGUGGUUGUAUUCACACCUCUGUGUUUUGCUGUGUAGAAGAUCUGUAGCAUGAAGCAUAUUUGUGUGAAUUCAUAAAGUUACUCUGAGCUUUAUAUCAGUAUGACACAUCAGAUUGUGUAGCCAGGAAGUUUUUUCUGACUAUUUCCCG
Cottoperca gobio is the source of this 4870-nucleotide messenger RNA. RefSeq names its product epidermal growth factor receptor a (erythroblastic leukemia viral (v-erb-b) oncogene homolog, avian) (gene egfra). The record is from RefSeq and is a predicted model, not a curated record. The coding region runs from base 226 to 3816 and encodes 1196 amino acids. The transcript has 28 exons. Gene Ontology annotation, molecular function: epidermal growth factor receptor activity; ATP binding; epidermal growth factor binding. Gene Ontology annotation, cellular component: plasma membrane; basal plasma membrane; signaling receptor complex. Gene Ontology annotation, biological process: multicellular organism development; protein phosphorylation; positive regulation of kinase activity. Lineage: Eukaryota; Metazoa; Chordata; Actinopteri; Perciformes; Bovichtidae.